GUCACGUGGUACUCACACAGUCUGUUUCAAAACAACUUUUAUGGUUAGGUUCUGUUGUGCUCUCUUUUGGUGAUGUCAAUCCUUGUGAAGACUGCAGUAAAGUUCGAACAGGGACAAAAUUAUUGAUAAAAUGCAGCUUGAGGUUUAGUGCCAAGCAGUGUUUGUACAAUGGCAGUAAUGGGAGACUUCAAGCAAAAGUUUUCUGGUCUCCUCAAUAAGUUGGGUAAUCAAUCACGAUUAUCAUUGAGCAGUCCGUCUGAAGAAGUUUUGAAACCAAUUUCGAAUGAAGGAUUUGUAUCCACCCCCUCUAAAGAAGAUGUGAAACCUCCAGAAGAGCCGGCAGAAAUUUUAUCAGAUGAUGAAAUAUUGGAAUCCGUGGAAAAAGAAUAUUUCAAAGAACUCGAUUUUGACCCAAGUAGACAUGAAUUGAAGAAAAUAGGCGAGACAUUAAUUUGUGAUGAAAUUUUAAGCCAUUCAGAGCGACUGCACAGGCAGCAGAAAGUUGUAUCCAAGAAAGUCUUAUCUCAAAUACUGACAAAUCAAAGAGCAUGUAAUGAAGAAUUUGAAAGGAUUCAGAAUCUGCAAUCUAUAUUACGUGAGACCUUAUCCAUCUGCCGAGAUGGCAGAUCAAAACUCAAUACAGGCAAACAACAGCUAACAACUACAAGUUUAGGAAUACUCGCAAACUACCGCAAGAGACAGUUACUACGGGGAAUAUUGCAUUCAUUAAAUACCAUCAAAACACUGCAACGCUCAGAAGAGCAUAUUCAGGUUCUAUUGAGUGAGAGCAGAUAUGAAGAUGCCAUAAGUGAACUACUUGAGUGUCAAUCUGCUGCUACUUCACUCAAACGCUUUGCAUGUGUGGCCGCUCUCAGUGGAAAACUUGUUGACACUUUGGUGAUGACCGAAGAACAGUUAGAUGUAGCUCUAGGAAAGAUUUGUGAGAAGUUUGAUGAAACAUUAUAUGGACAACUGCAGGCAGCUUAUGCAUUAUUAGGCAAAACUCAAGCUGCUAUGGAUCAAUUACACAUGCACUUCACUUCAGCCAUUCAAAAUACAGCCUUGAAGGUCAUCAAGAGUUUUGUAGGUAAAUCUGAAUCCGUUGUUGCUACCAGUGGAAAGCAGUACAACGAGCUGUGUAAAAAAGUGAAGGAAGAAAAUUUCAUUCCUUGUCUUCAAGAAUUAUGCUCAAGUUUAUGGAGAAUUGUUUGCAGUCAUCAUAGAGUGGCAUUAUGGCACCAGAAGCAUACUGUUGACAAGGGCACAAACAAAGGCGCUGAUUUGGAAGUCAGUUUCACAAAUGAAUACAUUCGACAGAAGUUGGAGAGUAUGCAAGCAAGAAUAUGGCAAGAUGUUCAAGCUCGCUUCUCAACCUAUCUUUUCUCAACUGAUCUAGCCUCAUUCAAAUUUGAUAAUUUUUUGCAAGUUUUGGGCUUUGUGCACAGGUUAAUGGAAGUUGGAGAGGAGUUCUGUGGAAGCCAGUCAGAAGAACUGCAGAAGUCUGUGAGACUGCAGAGUGAAAACUAUUUUGCUAAGUACCAUGCUGGAUGCUUGGAAGAACUUCGCAUAUUUUUGGAAAAUGAAAGCUGGACACACUGCCCAGUAAAAAGUGACUUCACCUGCCUUCAGCUUCAAGAAUUUCGUUCCCUACGAGGUGUCAUUCAAAAUAUUGGUCUUCAUGAACAGCAAAAGCUUCAGCAGAGCCCUGAUAGUAGCAAUCAGUCACAGGAUAGCAAUUCAGUUGCUGGCGGAUACUUUUCACGAUUUUCAGAGUCUGGCACACCUUUUGAUUUAGCUAAUUUUGACCUACAAGAAGAAGAUAUUUUAGCAAAUAUUUCCGAUGAAGCUUCGGGCUACUUUAGUGAUGACAGUGAUGAAGAAGUGCCAGAGGAACUGAAAGGAGAUUUUGUCGAUGAAGGGCAUGGCGAUCCUUCUGUUCACACCAGAGUAACUCGAAGCAAAGGUCGCUCUUCUCUGCCCAAGGGACCGCUCCUAACAAACACAACAUUAACUGUCCUACGACAUUGUGGAAAAUAUUUGCAAAUGAGCAGACUUUUACGUACAGUUGCCAUGGAUGUCAUAAUAUGUUUAUCUCAGCUCUUCCAGUAUUACUUGUAUGCUGUCCAUGCUUUUUUCACCACCGAUCUUGCUGUGAGCCAACCAAAUCUGUAUAGUGUGAAGCUCCAAGCAGCUUUGAAACGGAUUAAUGCUGAAUUAAUUCGACCUGAGAAACAACCAAGUGCCAUGGUGCAAAUCAAUCAAGAUGAUAAGAAAAAAGUACCGCAGCCUCAUAUAUCACCUAUAGUCAACAUCAAUGAUCCGGAAAGCCUAUUUGGAUUAUCAGAGCGUGUAGUAGCAGUGGAAUCCCUUGUAUUUUUAGCAGAUCAAUUGGACUCUAUUAGACCUUACCUGGAGCAUUUGGUUCGUCAUGAGCCUAGGAAACAUUAUAUUCAACAGUUUUAUUUACAGAUGGUUAGUGUGGCAUCAGAUUUACGGUUGCCUGUAUAUGCCUGCAUAUCUGGGAGAGCACUUGAUUUACGUACUAUGUUAAACAUGAUGGCACGUGUCAACUGGGAGAUAAAAGAGGUUUCAAGUCAGCAUAGUCCCUAUGUGGAUUCUGUGUUAAGAGAUAUGCAAAUUUUUAGCAUGCGUCUGGAGGAAGCUGCUUCUCACCUAUUUAUUUCCAAAGACGUACACAAUACUUUGUGGGAAGCUCUUGUUAUUGUUUGCUGCAGUACAUUUGUCGAAGGCUUUUCCAAUGCAAAGAAAUGUGCAACUGGAGGCCGGGCUUUAAUGCAGCUUGACUUUACCCAAUUCAUCUCUAAGCUUGAAAAGCUCACCACAUUAAGGCCAAUUCCCCAUAAAGAAUAUGUAGAGCUGUAUGUUAAAGCUUAUUACAUACCAGAAGAGCAAUUGGAGAAGUGGAUUCGUGAGCAUACACAAUAUUCAAGCAAACAUCUUCAAACACUGAUUCAAUGUGCUUGUCAAAAUAACAAGAAGACUCGUCAAAGACUGUCGGGGGUUAUUGAAGAAAUGGAACGGCUUGGUUUAAUAAAGUAAUUUUAAAGUGGGUUAGUAAUUACAUUUUUGUGAAAAAGAAGAUGUAAGACUCUUUGAAAUGUGAUAGCAGUGAAUUGUACUUCAUAUGAUGUUGUAGAUGUCAGUGUAUAACUGCUGUGUCAGAUUUUUAGGGGUUGCAACUUUUCUCGCACUGUGUGCAGUUUUCUACCAGGAGAGUAACAGAAUGCCUAGUUGAAAAUAAACUUUUUGUUUUUGCUAUCAUUGUAUUUUGCCAUUGUUGUAAAAACAAAAGGAAUUGUCAUAAUUAUUUUAAUUCAGUAGCUGCCCCCUUUUCUUUCACAACAAAAUCUCAUCAAUUCUUUGACCAUAGGAAGAAAUGAUCUGACUCCCCCUUUUCUAAAACUGAAGAGUAAUACGGAACUAGCAUAUUUUUCUUGUGUGGUUUGUGGAGAUCACCUGCAAGCCCCAAACUAACAAGCCCCAAACUAACAAAUAUGUAGUUUUAAAAUGCAAAGGAAGUGUAUUUUUCUACUACUAAAGUGAUAAUUAUUUUAGUUGUUUGAGCCAAUGAUUGAAUGUUACUGUUUUUGCAUUUUUAAUUGAAGUGUUAACAGAAUGACUUACUGAUUUCUUGAAGGAAAAACUCACUGUGAUGUAUAUACUCUGUCUUAUUUGUUAUAAUCCAUGUUGUUAACCACAAUGGUUGGAUAUUGGAUGAUAUUGGAUGACCACCAACUAGGUCAUUUUUAUCUUGUUGAUGGCCAUGCAUUUCUGUUUGUAUAUUGGCAUGAAUUUUUAGCAUUUUAUUGUUGCACAACCUCGUCGGAUAUAACAUGGAAGAGAAAUGUUACCUUAUUUAUUUUUGUUAUGGGUGCACGAAGCCCUUUAUUUUUUCUCCAGUCUAAGUGGCUUUUCAACAGUAUUGUGAAACGGAGUUGAUUGAUUAUGAAUAGGCAGUGCAAAGUAAAAGAAAAGUGCAUUCCACGUGUUUUGACCACUGAAUGUUUUUCAUGACAGAUUUAACCAUUUGUGCAAUUUGAAUGAAUACAUGGAAGUUAUUUGUGUUCUUAA
Thrips palmi is the source of this 4092-nucleotide messenger RNA. It is a transcript of the gene Vps50, whose product is annotated as syndetin. Gene Ontology annotation, cellular component: EARP complex. Bases 169 to 3060 code for a protein of 963 amino acids. Lineage: Eukaryota; Metazoa; Arthropoda; Insecta; Thysanoptera; Thripidae. Gene Ontology annotation, molecular function: SNARE binding. Gene Ontology annotation, biological process: retrograde transport, endosome to Golgi; endocytic recycling. The transcript has 17 exons. The record is from RefSeq and is a predicted model, not a curated record.